This is a messenger RNA of Tripterygium wilfordii, 1693 nucleotides long. RefSeq names its product RING-H2 finger protein ATL3-like. Bases 405 to 1277 code for a protein of 290 amino acids. NCBI's taxonomy places the organism in Eukaryota, Viridiplantae, Streptophyta, Magnoliopsida, Celastrales, Celastraceae. The transcript has a single exon. The record is from RefSeq and is a predicted model, not a curated record.
AAAACAGUAGAUUUGGACAUUUUGGACCCUUGGCAUGCCGUCGUCUUCUUCUACUUCUUCCCUCUCAUCGCAACUCAACUCAAGUCCUCACGAGCUUACUUCUUUGAACUUUCCUAUCCCACGAAGACUUUGUCACAUUGGCAAAGAACAAGUACAAAUUCUCCUUUUCUCCUCCUCUUUAUUGAUCCACUCAUCUAAAAGCCUUUUUGAUUCUUCAACUUUGGUCUGUGCUGCUUCCUAAGAAUCCCUAUUCUUUGAACGUUCUUUUAUGUAAAAUUGGUUAUUGGGUUUUCUCUCAUUUUCGUUUAAAUUGCCUGAGAACGAAAAUCCGCAACUGGGUAUCUCUAUUUCUUGUAAAGUCUCAGCCUUUUUGGAGAUUUAUAGUAGAUUGUGUUGUAGCAGCCAUGGACGAUUCAUCUCCGAGACGUGCCUUCGGUAACUCUGCGACCAUUAGAAUAACUGGCACAAUCAUGAUAGUGGCGAUAAUUGUCUUAUUUGUAGUGUUUGUUUUUGUGCUUUUCCUACAUCUCUACGCCAAGUGGUUUUUGUGGCGCAGAGAAGAACCGCCAGCCCCUCCUACUAAUCGGCGGAGCCGCCGACGUCGCUUUGUCUUUGCUCCUGGCCAAGACCCAGCUCUUGCCGCACGUAAAGGCCUAGACCCGGCCAUUCUAGGGUCCAUCCCGGUGUUGAAGUUUGAUUCCAGUGAUUUCAAAGAUGGAUUGGAAUGUGCAGUUUGCCUGUCUGAACUUGAACAAGGAGAGGAAGUAAGGCUACUCCCUAAAUGCAAUCAUGGGUUCCAUGUUGAUUGCAUUGAUAUGUGGUUCCAGUCCCACUCCACUUGCCCUCUUUGUAGAAACACAGUGGCACUUGAAUGCUCAGACUCUGUCAAUCAUGGUUCUGCAGAAGAUAUUCAGACACCACAGGAGGAUUUGGCAUCUGGGGUUUCCACAGAAUCUCCUAAUUUUCCAACAAACGUGUUGUUUUGGGGUAAUGAUACUCAGGUUAGCAAUGGCGGUGCUAGCUUGGAAGGGACAUCUUCUCAGUCACAACAUUCUUCAUCUUCUUCAUCAUUGGCAGUUAGUGGUAGUCGGCAAGAUCGAAUGCUUGUGAUCGAUAUUCCUGCACAAAUGAGUGAGAACUUGCAGCCCUUAUCCCCAUCAAGGUUUGGGGAAGAAUCUAAGUCUCCCAUGACGACACGGCUGAGGUCAUUGAAGAGGCUUUUGAGCAGGGAGAAAAAGUCUGCUCCCAGCAGCUCUAGUGGUUCUGUUGAUGUCUAAAGAAUUAGGACCAAACAUUUUUCGAAUGUGGAUACAGAUGCUCGAAAAUAUUACAAUAUGCUACGGUGGCCUAUGCUCGCAGAAACUUUCUUGAAGGUAUGUUUAAAGAGUUGGCAGUUCUGUUUUAAGAGUUCUGCUUGGAUCAUUUAUUAUAUUUCUUUGGGAGUGAGUCAGGCAUUUCAAGCCAUUGGGUCUGUGCUGUAUUUGUACAAAGAUGGUCUAUCUGCAGACUUUAAACACAACUAUUUGAGAAAACUAGAUUGUAUGAGGAGAUGUUAAGGUUUCUCUGUUUUGAGAAGGUGAAUCAAUCCCUGAAGUUCCUGUUGAACUUAAAUUGUAUAGCUGCUGUUCCAACUACUGAAAAAAAUUCAUGUUAUUUGUUGUGAAAAUGCUUAAACUUUUUAGACUCGAAUUUA